Molecule: messenger RNA, 3281 nt
Organism: Marmota flaviventris (yellow-bellied marmot)
Lineage: Eukaryota; Metazoa; Chordata; Mammalia; Rodentia; Sciuridae
Gene: Prkcq
Product: protein kinase C theta
Biological process (GO): protein phosphorylation
Molecular function (GO): diacylglycerol-dependent serine/threonine kinase activity; ATP binding
Source: RefSeq, a predicted model, not a curated record
CGCCAAACCCGUGCCAGUGCCCGCGCCACCCGAGCAGCAGCGACGCGGCGUUCAGACCCGGGCUGCGCCACCAGGGAGCAACCAUGUCACCAUUUCUUCGAAUCGGUUUGUCCAACUUCGACUGUGGGUCCUGCCAAUCUUGCCAGGGCGAGGCUGUGAACCCUUACUGUGCGGUGCUGGUCAAGGAGUUUGUUGAAUCAGAAAAUGGGCAGAUGUACAUCCAGAAAAAGCCAACCAUGUACCCCCCGUGGGACAGCACUUUUGAUGCUCACAUCAACAAGGGAAGAGUAAUGCAGAUCAUUGUAAAAGGCAAAAAUGUGGACCUUAUAUCUGAAACCACCGUAGAGCUAUACUCCCUGGCCGAGAGAUGCAGGAAGAACAAUGGGAAGACGGAAAUAUGGUUAGAGCUGAAACCUCAAGGACGAAUGCUAAUGAAUGCAAGAUACUUUCUGGAAAUGAGUGACACAAAAGACAUGAGUGAAUUUGAGGCUGAAGGCUUCUUUGCUCUGCAUCACCGCCGAGGAGCCAUCAAACAGGCCAAAGUCCACCAUGUCAAGUGCCACGAAUUCAUUGCCACCUUUUUCCCACAACCCACGUUUUGCUCUGUCUGCCACGAAUUUGUCUGGGGUCUGAACAAACAGGGCUACCAGUGUCGACAAUGUAAUGCAGCAAUUCACAAGAAGUGUAUUGAUAAAGUAAUAGCUAAGUGCACAGGAUCAGCUAUCAAUAGCCGAGAAACCAUGUUUCACAAGGAGAGAUUCAAGAUUGACAUGCCACACAGAUUUAAAGUCUACAACUACAAGAGCCCUACCUUCUGUGAGCACUGUGGGACUCUGCUGUGGGGACUUGCAAGGCAAGGCCUCAAGUGUGAUGCAUGUGGCAUGAAUGUCCAUCACCGAUGCCAGACAAAGGUCGCCAACCUCUGUGGUAUCAAUCAGAAGCUAAUGGCUGAAGCACUGGCAAUGAUUGAGAGCACCCAACAGGCUCGCUGCUUAAGAGAUUCAGAACACAUCUUCAGAGAAGGUCCAGUUGAAAUUGGUCUCCCAUCUUCCAUCAAAAAUGAAGCAAAGCCUCCAUAUUUACCAACACCCGGAAAAAGAGAGCCUCAGGGAAUCUCCUGGGAGUCUCCAUUGGAUGGGACGGAGAAAAUAUGCCAUCAUCCAGAACCUGAACUGAACACAGAAAGACCAUCUCUGCAUAUAAAACUCAAAAUUGAGGAUUUUAUCUUGCACAAAAUGUUGGGGAAAGGAAGUUUUGGCAAGGUCUUCCUAGCGGAGUUCAAGAAAACCAAUCAAUUUUUUGCAAUAAAAGCCUUAAAGAAGGAUGUGGUUUUGAUGGACGACGAUGUUGAGUGUACCAUGGUAGAAAAGAGAGUCCUAUCCUUGGCCUGGGAGCAUCCGUUUCUAACUCACAUGUUCUGUACGUUCCAGACCAAGGAAAACCUCUUUUUUGUGAUGGAGUAUCUCAACGGAGGAGACUUAAUGUACCACAUCCAAAGUUGCCACAAAUUUGAUCUUUCCAGAGCCACGUUUUAUGCUGCUGAAAUCAUCCUUGGUCUGCAGUUCCUUCAUUCCAAAGGAAUUGUCUAUAGGGACUUGAAGCUAGAUAAUAUCCUGCUAGACAAAGAUGGGCAUAUCAAAAUAGCAGAUUUUGGGAUGUGCAAGGAGAACAUGCUGGGAGAUGCAAAGACCAACACUUUCUGCGGGACCCCUGACUACAUCGCCCCGGAGAUCUUGCUGGGUCAGAGGUACAACCAUUCGGUGGACUGGUGGUCCUUUGGGGUUCUCCUAUAUGAAAUGUUGAUUGGCCAGUCCCCUUUCCAUGGGCAAGAUGAGGAAGAGCUGUUCCACUCCAUCCGCAUGGACAAUCCCUUUUACCCACGAUGGCUCGAGAAGGAGGCCAAGGACCUUUUAGUGAAGCUCUUUGUGAGAGAACCGGAAAAGAGGCUGGGAGUCAAGGGCGACAUCCGCCAGCAUCCUAUGUUUCGGGAGAUCAACUGGGAGGAACUUGAGAGAAAGAAGAUUGACCCACCUUUCAGGCCCAAAGUGAAAUCACCCUACGACUGUAGCAAUUUCGACAAAGAAUUCUUGAAUGAGAAACCCCGCCUGUCGUUUGCUGAUAGAGCCCUGAUCAACAGCAUGGACCAGAAUAUGUUUAGGAACUUUUCCUUCGUUAACCCAGGGAUGGAGGGGCUCAUCUCAUGAACCCCGCCUCUGCAGAGCCUCGAGGGAAUUCAUCUUCUUCCUGUCCCCAGUUCCAGCAACACUUCUUGGGUCCCUUCUUCAAGAAGGAAAAGGAAAGAAACACUCGACAAUAAAGGCUGAGUGAGCCCUUUUAGCACCUCACGUGACAUUUUAUCUGUAGCAGAAACCAACUCUACUUCACUAAUGACAAAGUCCUGUUUUAUCUCCUGGCAUCUUUCACAGCCGCCCUUGAAGUUAGGUCAUUACUAACCCUAGCUAUUUACUUGAAAAAUGGCUCUCUACACUGUGAAAGAUUUGAAACCUAAUACUUCUCUAAAUUAUGGUUCUUCCCUUGGGCAUCAACUGCUGAUCAAUGAAAUGUUCGAUGAAUUAAGGAGCAAAGUAGUACAAAGACCAAAACAGCCAUCACCUAGCCUAGAAGUGGAUCUCACUUAGCCGCAGACUAGUAACCACUAACCCAUUUCAUGCUACGUGUACCUGUGCAACGGUAAAUGGUUUGGUGGGGGAACCCUGCAUAGGUUCUCAUGGGAUUCUUCACAAUAAACGUAGCUUGAACUUGAGAUUCACAAAUCCAUUCAUUCUGAUUAGCCAUAAAAUUCACAGAAAAGAGGAAAAUGGAAAGAGCUUGUGUGACCGGAUAGGGAAGGCUCACUAAUUAGAACACCUACGCUGGUUGUCUUGUCAACGUAGAAAUUAAGUUCAGAGUCCAGCAAAGAUAGUAUCAUUUUACUCCUGUCUGUCAUUCUCGGGUGAUUGCAGGACCAGUGCUGUCAUUCAUCACCAUCCUCACACCACGACAAGAAAAGAAAUGAAGUGCAUGAUUUUUCUAAAAGAAAAGAUCACCAGUCCCUCCUAUGCCAUCACUGGUGAUUUGAGGACAAGCCUCUCUUUAGGCCUCAUUCAAGAUAAACAACCCACGCAUGCGAUUUGCAGUAGUCGAUCUCAUUUUAUUAGAAUCCUAACUAUACAUUUUAAAGUAUUUGUGCUGUUUGUAUAUUUUGAUAAACUGUUGUGACUUGAUGACAAAGAGGUAGAUGUGUAAAAAUGGAAUAAAUAAAGAAAGAUGCUUCUUUAAUA